This is a messenger RNA of Phascolarctos cinereus (koala), 1241 nucleotides long. NCBI's taxonomy places the organism in Eukaryota, Metazoa, Chordata, Mammalia, Diprotodontia, Phascolarctidae. The record is from RefSeq and is a predicted model, not a curated record.
UGGAACGAAGCUGGCAUUGAUGUAGUCAGAGCUGGGAUCCCCUGGGGUGGGCUGCAGGGGUACUCGGGGACCAGUCAUCUGAAGUGGAGAGGAGGAGGUGGGUCCAGGAAAUGUAAAAACAGGAAGAAACCGGUAAUGAAAGACCGAGAAGGGACUCAAGAUAGAGGCCAGCAGAGGAGAGACACGAGAGAUUGGGGGGAGGGGGAGAGUCUGUGCCUCAAGGAAGGAGGAAGCAGCGUCCUUGGGCCUCUCAGGGUGGGAAGGCAGAGGAAGAGGGGAGUACUGUAUCUGCUUCUCCCAGGGAGAGGCGGCUGCUUGCAACUGCCCUGUGCCUUCCAGAGUCAGUUGCUGGUUAAGAGGAGGUCACAAAGAGAGAGGGCGAGGGAGGAGACCGUCAGAGCCCCGGUACAGCAAGGUGUGCCAGAGUCUGCCGACAGCCGGGGUCUGCCCCGCCCCCUGCGCUGCCCACCAGGUCCUGGGGUUUUACGGGCCCAUGGGCACAGCAGAAAGCUGUCAGCUCCUGUAGAUUCCACCUUCAGAAGAGCGCUCACACACGCCCCUCUUCUCUCCUCCGUCUCCAUCACCUUGCUGCGGGUUCUGGUCGCCUCCCGCCUGGACAACUGUAAUAACCUGCCGAGGGGCCUCCCUGCCUUAAGUCCCUCCCUGCUCCGCUUCAUCCUCCACGCAGCUGUCCCAGAGAUCUUAAAACGUGGCUCUGACCGUGGCGCCUCACCCCGCUCAGUAAACUCCAGUGUCUCCCUAUCACCUCCAGGAUCCAACAGAGUCACAUUUGGCUUUGAAAGUACUCCCUAAGCUGCCCCCGCCUGCGCCCGGGGCGGUGCCUACCACCACACCACCCUUUCCAGCCUCCUCCAUGGCUGCGCCUUCUUCUCUCUGGCAUCAUCUCUGAUUUCUGUUUGUACGGAGCGGUUGGCAGGCGCGCCCUCCUCUUGGACUGCGAGCCCCCUGAGGACUGUUUCUACCUUUCUUUGUAUGCCCAGUCCUCAGCACGAUGCCUGGCACGUAGUAGGCACUUAAUAAAUGUUUGGUGACUGACUUGUCGGUUUGUUGACCUCAGACUCCAUCUCUAACUUCGUCUCUCUCCAUCUUUGUCUCAUCUCAGUCUCUGUCUUUGUGUGUCUCAGUCUUAACCACUCUUCCCCACUCUUUUCUGCCCCUUUCUCGAUUUUGUGUCUCUGUCACUUUCCUCUGUCGCUCUCUCCUCUGUUUCUCUCUAUCUC